Colletotrichum acutatum is the source of this 1977-nucleotide messenger RNA. RefSeq names its product FAD binding domain-containing protein. The record is from RefSeq and is a predicted model, not a curated record. The transcript has a single exon. Lineage: Eukaryota; Fungi; Ascomycota; Sordariomycetes; Glomerellales; Glomerellaceae. Bases 153 to 1850 code for a protein of 565 amino acids.
CCCAGGCCCCCAAUCGGGAAGCAAACCAUUCUUAAGCGAAUGUGGCACGCUUGCAUGUCAGCAUGUGCGAUUUAUUUAAGACUGUCAUGUCUCUCAUUCAGCUACCCCGGUGAUCCAUUUCAUGUUGUUUACGCCGGACAACAGCCUCUGCGAUGCUCACCUCACGCGCGACCCCCAUCACUUUCCGCCACUACUCAGCACACCUCAGAGUUGCUACCAUAUGCAACCACAAAACACGCUCAUUCCACGCCACCUAUUCAGUGAAAUCCGACCAAAAUCAUGACAUAAUCGUCGUCGGGGCCGGCAUUGCUGGAGUUUGCACAAGCAUCGCAGCCGCGGAAAGCGGCGCCAAAGUCCUUCUCCUAGACGAUGCACAUGGCGGCGGAGCAUCCGCGCUCUCAGGUGGCGUAGUUUACGCCGGCGGAGGAACGCGACAGCAGAAAGAGGCCGGCUACGGCCACGACACCCCGGAGAACAUGCUCGCCUAUCUUAAGGAGGAAACGGGAGACGCAGUCAAUGAGAAGACUCUCCGGCGCUUCUGCGACGAAAGCGUAGCGCGGCUUGAGUGGCUCGAAAAGCACGGCGCACGGUUUGAGGCCUCGCUGUGUCCUUACAAGACCAGCUAUCCGACAAAUAAGCAUUAUCUCUACUUCUCGGGGAAUGAGAAGUCGCACCCGUUUAAUAAACUGUCGAAGCCGGCGCCGAGGGGACACCGGAUGGUGCAGCCGGGGUUCUCUGGUUCUGCGCUGUGGCAGGCGCUCUUUGACUCUGCGAUACGUCUGGGAGUAGAUUUCAAGCCGGCGUCUAAGGUCCAGCAGGUUCUUUUCAAUGAAAAAAAGGACAAGGUCAGCGGAGUUGAGAUCAAGACGUUGCCUGAUACCAACUCGCUGUUCCAAAGGCACAAGGGCCUCACGCAAAAGACAAAAAAGUACCAGCUCAUGGCGUCCCAGCUAGCCGACGUCUAUCACCAAAAGGCAAACAAAAUCUGGCAAGAGCAUUCCGCCUCACAGACAAUACACGGUGAAGCGAUAGUCUUGAGUGCCGGCGGCUUCGCUUUCAACCCCGAGCUGAGACAGAAAUACCUCCCCGAAUUCUCCAGAGUCGCUCCGCUCGGGACCAAUGGUGAUGACGGAUCUGGAAUCAAGAUCGGGCAGGCAGCGGGAGGAUCAGUAUCAAACAUGAACAAUAUGUCUGCGUGGCGGUUCUUGUAUCCUCCAACGGCCCUGCUCGAGGGCGUUGUCGUAUCUCAGGCUGGAGAGCGCAUGGGUGCGGAGGAUGUCUAUGGGGCUGCACUCAGCGAAACCAUGAUACGACAACAUGGGGGAAAAGGCUUCUUGAUUCUCGACUCGGAUCAAUGGGCGAAAGUAAAGAAACAAGUCUUCCAGCAGACCAACAUGCCUCUCUUGAUUCAGAGACUGCAUUGGCUCUAUUGGAGUUACAAGAAAGCUGGCUCUUUAGCAGCGCUCGCCGGCAAAUUGAACAUCUCAGCCGACGGUCUGGGGUCGACAGUCAAGACCUACAAUGACGCGAUCGCUAGCGGCAAAGACGAUCCGAUGCACAAGGAGGCAGACUACUGCAGCCCAGUGUCGAAGGGUCCGUUCUAUGGUGUUGAUAUAUCUUGCCGCACUGAGGGAAUCCAAGCUGUCAAUGGACUGACGCUUGGCGGACUGCGCGUGGACGGCGAGACUGGGCUAGUCCUGGCCGAAGAUGGUAGCAAAAUCGGUGGGCUGUAUGCUGCCGGGCGAAGUGCUGCUGGAGUAUGCGCCAACGGGUACGUCAGCGGCCUGUCCCUCGCCGACGGGGUGUUUUCGGGGAAGAGAGCAGGUGAACAUGCUGCUCAACGUUCAUAGAGUCUGGCGGCAUCAACUGUUUCUUCGGUGUUGUGGAUCGAUGAUGUGAAUAUGCCGGAAUGCAAUGGCCGGCUCGAAAUGAGAAAAAGCCUAAGCAAAAUGCUCUUCGUAGGUCCUUCAAGGUGGA